Molecule: messenger RNA, 1212 nt
Organism: Paralichthys olivaceus (Japanese flounder)
Lineage: Eukaryota; Metazoa; Chordata; Actinopteri; Pleuronectiformes; Paralichthyidae
Biological process (GO): regulation of cell differentiation
Cellular component (GO): membrane
Source: RefSeq, a predicted model, not a curated record
CCAAGCUGGACUGUGGCCCUGUGGGGAAGAAUCGCUGUACGAGGAUUAACGCCGGGCAUUAAAACUCACAUUGAGCCUUGUGAUUUUCACCCAUCCUGUCCCGGAACAUUUCUCUGUGAGCCUGUCACACUGGGUUUCAUCGUCUGCUAACAUGAACAUGAACAUCUCUGGGAUCCAUCGUGGGACGCUCAGGAUGUACGGUGGAUUCAUUUUUAAGCAGUGGAAAAAGAGGUUUCUGCUGCUCACAGCUGAGGGCAGUCUUCUUGUCUGCCAUGAUGUGUCGUCUCCUCCUGACCAGCUCGUGCUGCUGCAGAGCAGUUGUGAGGCGAUUGUGGAAGGAAAGGAGAUCCUCGACCUGCCUAAAUUACCAUCGGGCGGAUGCAGGGAUUGCUGCUUCGCUCUGAUCCUCCCCCAGAACAAGUACCUGCUGCUGCUGACUGACACACCUGCAGAGUGCAGUCAAUGGGUGAAUGUGCUGAAAAAAGUGAAAAAGAGUCUUUCAUCACCUCUCAGCCCCUGUAAGAGACAUCAGGUUCCACCGCAUAUUUCGCUGCACGACCUGGUGCCUGAGCAGAUCCUGGACAAAGAUCAACCAUCUCCACCUGUAAGUGACAGAAGGUCAACCUCCCCAGGACCCAUGACCUGUGCUUCCCCGAGGGAGAAAGGCAGGAAUUCUCCCCGUAAGAAGUAUGACAAAGGAAGUCCACAUUCCAUGAGAUGCCUGCGUCACGGCACCAUUAGUAACACGGAGGCAGUGAGAGCGGUUUAUCUGCUGAUGGGAGGGGCUGCUGCUUCUUCUGCUAUGGGUUACCUCGGGGCAUGCUCACCCUCUAAUCUGGAAGCCAAAGCUCCUGACCUGCCAGUCAGCGCAGAUUUCUCUGGUUUGGGACCAGCAGGAACGUACCACACCAGCAGCCCGGCACUCGACUCCCCUCACUAUAACAGCUUUGACUUUGAAGUGGCAGACUCUGAUUUUGAUGCUUUUGAUUGUGGUGGGUUUACUUUCUAAUGAUGUGCCGCUUGUAGGCUAGGACUAUGAACGGUUUUAAUGAUGCGUACGUUGUAUUGCAUCAUGACCUCUCAGAUUGACGGAAUCAUAAGAGCAGUUUCAAUCCAUGAAGCUUUUUAGGAGACUUAUAUCCUUUUAAGGUUUAUUACAGAAGCUAUUGACAAGCUGGUGUUACCUGCAGUAUUGAUACAUUUAGCAGUUAG